This is a messenger RNA of Monoraphidium neglectum, 732 nucleotides long. Its product is annotated as DnaJ-like protein. The record is from RefSeq and is a predicted model, not a curated record. Lineage: Eukaryota; Viridiplantae; Chlorophyta; Chlorophyceae; Sphaeropleales; Selenastraceae. Bases 1 to 732 code for a protein of 243 amino acids. The transcript is spliced from 6 exons.
AUGGGCCAGGUGAAGGAGGCCUUCAGGAAGCUGGUGUGGCAGCACCACCCCGACAAGGCGCCGGAGCUUGAGCGGCCGGCGGCAGAGGCAAAAUUCAAAGAGGUCAAAGCCGCCUACGAAUCCAUUCUGCGCCGCCGCGCCGGCUACAACGUGCCGCCCCCGGGGUCCCCACCAAACCCCCAAUACGCAGAGGCGUACUGGCACGCAAACAGCGUCGAUGGGCGCGUGCCCUGGGGCAAGUACGGUGGCUAUGAGACCGAGCUGAAGUUCUACAAGGCCGCGGCCAAGGGCGGCCGCAACAGCCUGCUGGUGCUGACUCUGGCGGGCCUCAUCGCCAUCCCCAUCAUCACGACAACCGCGAUGCUGCUGCAGGGGAGCGACGGGCAGCAGUGGGGGUCGUUCAAGGAGGCCGGGCUGGACAGCUUGAGGGAGGGCCACCGCGUGAACGGCCAGGACAGCAGGGCCCAGCAGCAGCAGCAGCAGCAGCAGCAGCAGCAGCAGCAGCAGCAGCAGCAGCAGCGCGCGGCGUGCGCUCGCAGCGGAGGCGCGGCGACUAGAUCAUCGGCUGGAGGGGCGGGGCUCCCAGCCACGGUGUCAUUCAAUUCGCCUUUUGCGGCGCGUGAUCAGCUGGACACGCAGGCGUUCAGGCGAAAGUCGUACCUCAAGGGACAGCAGCAGAAGGAGCAGCAGCAGCAGCAGCAGCAGGAGCAGCCGCAGGAGCAUGCGGAGUAG